UAUUUGCUUACCGCGCUACGGCGCUAAUAUAUUACGGGGUGUCUAUCUGCAAAUGCGUGGCGAACACUAACACCAAAACCAUUUGGCCAUUUCCGCAGUCGAUGAACCCUUACCUUGAGCUUCUUCAAUUGACAACUUUCAAACUUCGUUAACUGGUUAUGCACAACAGCACAAGUUAUUACUUCACCCCUUCAAGAUCUGAGGAGCCCAGUCCGUAUUUAGUUAUCCCUAAUUUAUUUCCGGGCAUUAAUGGAGGACGAACUGGCAAUCAGCGAAUGUUCUCCCAUUGCCACUAGAUCCGACUCAAAGGUUACUGCUUUACUUCUUGUUGGGGAGAGUGAAUAGUUAUAGUCAUUCAGUUAUUAUCUAUGUGUUUUCAGGCUAAGAGAGCAAUGGCGGGACUUGUAGAAAGAUCGGAACUUUAUCACAAAACAGUGAAAGUGAGGGGUCUUGAACAUUAUGCAGAAAUAAAUCAAAAAGGUAAUUGUAAAGAAACUGAAUGUUCUUCUCAACCCAACAGAGAGGGACUGCUUAAGAUUCAUGGGAGGGAAGCUUCCAUCAGUCCGGUGAAUAUGGGAGGAUGUGGCUUAGGUCUAAAUGCAGAAGAUGUUUCUAGCUCAGUCAAUGUUGACCCUUAUUAUCAUCAACAACAGAAUAGUAUAGGGCAAACAGCAAAACCAAGGGAUAAUAAUGGGCAAAAGAGAAAAAACGAGAGGAUGAAGAGAAAGAUAGAGCUUGCAAAGAAAGAACAAGCAGACAGGUUUGCUAAAAUUGCAGCCCCCACCGGUUUGCUGACUGGACUGAACCCCGGGAUCAUUAACCAUGUGAGAAACACCAAGCAGGUCCAUUCCAUUAUAGAAGCCCUUGUGAAAUCUGAAAAGUAUGACAGUAAUUUAAUCCUUGAAGGUAAACAAGGUAAGAGUGGUGGAGAAAGAAAGGAAUUAAAGGAUAUUGAAAAGGGGACAAUGAAUGCUUUGUCAACAGGGAUGCAUAUCAUUGGAUAUUCAGCACCUUCUAAUGAGUGUGAGCUUGAAGGUGACAAUGGCAAUUCAUGUAUGAUUGGGAAAAGGACAAAAUAUCUAUCAGACUGCAAUGGUGCAAAUAGCGUUGUGUCUAAUGAUGAUGCAUCAACGAACGUAGCUGAUGUUACCGCCCUUUCCAUUAAUGCUGCUAGAGUUGCAUCACAGUGGUUGGAACUGCUUAAUCAGGACACUGAAGGCCGCCUUGCUGCAUUAAGAAGCAGUAGAAAGAGAGUAUGGGAGGUAAUUCAUACAGAAUUUCCUUGCUUAAUCACAAGGGAAUUCUCUUAUAACAAUAACAGUAAUCCACUACAAGAUCCUGGAGGAUGUGAGAAAGCAGCCGCACAUCAUGCUAGAUGGAGUGCAUUGUUUUUUCAGCUUGAUGCAUCUCUAUGUGAAGAAGAGUGUCAGCUGGUAAGCUGGCAAAAACAAGUACAAGAAAUGCAGUUGCAAUGUGAACACGGGCUUAUCAAAUAUACUAAUAAUAAUAUGGUGCCACGCGGUUCACCUCGGCUUGCUGCACUGCAAAAUGACAUCAGACUGGAUAAAGAUCCAGGAAGGGAUUUAGCUGUUAGAGCAGCUGCAGCUUCCAUUUAUUCAACUUGCAAUUUUCUAUCAUCAAUGGAAAAUCAAAGUCUUGUUUAACCUUUUUUUAUUUGGAAUUUCACAAUCUUGUUUAAUGUUUGGUUCGCCGGAUGAUGUUAUGUUGCCUUCAGGAAUGACUAAUGAAAUAUGUAUUUUUUUUGUUUAGUUGUGUUUUGAGGAAUAUUAGCAAGCUUAUUUAAAUAUUUAAUUGGAGUCUUGGAGAAACCUGUAUAAAUGUACAUUGAAAUAAUAUCUCAUGCUUUU
This is a messenger RNA of Cuscuta epithymum, 1868 nucleotides long. NCBI's taxonomy places the organism in Eukaryota, Viridiplantae, Streptophyta, Magnoliopsida, Solanales, Convolvulaceae. The record is from the annotation of a GenBank genome assembly.